UUCUGUCGUGAAGGAGCUCCAACAAUAGAAAGCAGACAGAGGUGGAUUCACAUGGAUUAUAAACCGGAUCGCUGUAACCGUAUAGAGACUCGCAAAGCAUUCGUUUUACAUGCAGAAGGACAUUUGUGUCGAUUAGCGUGAUUUCUGAUACGCUUGAGAAAUUGUCCUUGUAGGUUCAUCUGUGCGGAUCUGUUUUUGGAUGAAUUCUGGGAGCGCAUCUCUGACAUCCACGAGCUGCGUUUCAGCAAUGAAGAGAAGUCAGUAGAGUGGAAUAGGAACUGCGGGAAAAGUGACAGGAAUACAGGAAUACCUACACAGUCCAGGGAAGGAUGGAAAAAUAAACACAACACUUUAUAGGUACAUCUGUCCCAGGUGAUCGUGGAGUGAGUGAAGAUGCCGCUGGUGAAGAGGAGCAUCGAGCCGAGGCACUUGUGCCACACGGUGUUGCCCUGUGGUAUUAAAAACGAGCUGGAGUGUGUCACCAAUAUCUCCCUCGCCAACGUUAUACGCCAGCUCAGCAGCCUCAGUAAAUAUGCAGAGGACUUGUUUGGGGAGCUCUUUAAUGAAGCACAUGCCUUCUCCUUUCGAGUCAACUCCUUGCAGGAGCGAGUGGACCGUCUGUCUAUCAGUGUGACACAGCUCGACCCUAAAGAGGAGGAGUUAUCUCUGCAGGACAUUACCAUGAGAAAAGCUUUUCGCAGCUCCACCAUUCAGGAUCAGCAGCUAUUUGAUCGCGAGUCUCUUCCCAUCCCGAUGCAGGAGACGUUCAACCUCUGUGAACAGCCGCCACCACUCAACAUUCUUUCACCCUAUAGGGAUGACGGGAAGCAGGCUCUGAAGUUCUACACAAACCCAUCCUAUUUCUUCGACCUGUGGAGGGAGAAGAUGCUGCAGGACACGGAGGACAAGAGGAAGGAAAAACGGAAGCAAAAGUCUGAACAGCUUGAGGUGCCUUAUCUAACUUUUCUGCAGGGUUUUAUGGGUAGCCCCCACGAGCCCCUUCCUUUCAUGCCUGAGUUACAGGAUCCUCGCUUGUAUGAUCAGGUCUAUAAGUAUUUAGACCUCCCAGGGCAGCUAAAGAACAUCGAUCGUCCUGCAGAACCAGAGAAGGUACCACGAGCUCCUCAUGAUCGCAAAAAGGAGUGGCAGAAACUGGCUUUAGGGGCAGAGCUGGCAGAAGAUGACACUGAAGAUAAACACAAAGACGCUAGCAAUGGCUUGGCACCCUACCAUGACCCCAGGCAAAUGUACAUGGAUCAUUUGGAUGGUUCGUUCUCUCUGGCUGCUUUGCCGUACUCACAGAUGAGCGAGUUGCUCAACCGCACAGGAGAGCGCAUGUACGGCCGACCUCACGAGCCUCCACCUCCUCCACCUUCACACCCUGCAGACAUCAAACCUGCCUCCGCCAUCAGCUCCAGUUCAGGUUUCUCCGACAGUCGUCCUCAGUCCCCGGCCCGCACCCCUGUCUUCUUGAACCCCAAUGCUCCGCCCCCUCCUCCUCCACCACUUCCCCCACCUCCUCCUCCUCUCCCAUCCACUGUAUCGGGCUCGAGCAUGCGCAGCACACCGCCUCCCCCAAUCCCGCCAUUACCUUCCCAGCAACCCCUUGCUAUCCCCCCUCCUCCUGCACCCCUUCAGAUUGCCCCCGGUGUAUUACACCCCGCCCCUCCUCCUGUGGCUCCGCCUCUUCAUUCUUCUCCAGCUCGCCUACAGCAGGACAAAGUCUUGCUCCCUGGCCUGGGAGACGGCGCUGUCUUACCUCCUCCUCCCCCGCCUCCUCCUCUGCCCCACCCAGGGGCCAGAAGCUCUCCUCCUUGUCAGCCUCCAGGUCCACCCCCUGUGCCUUCGUUCCCGGUUUCAUCUCCGUCCACUCACUUGGGUCACGAAGUCAAACGACAUCCAUCAAACCUGCCACCAAUCAGCGACGCUCGCAGUGUCCUAUUAGAAGCCAUUCGUAAAGGUAUCCAACUGAGGAAGGUCGAGGAGCAAAGGGAACAGGAGGCUAAGCACGAGCGUGUGGGCAACGACGUAGCCACUAUCUUGUCCCGACGCAUCGCUGUGGAGUACAGCGACUCCGAAGACGACUCCGAGUUCGAUGAGGUCGACUGGAUGGAGUGAGAGGGGGGGGGGAGAAGAAGGGAGAGAAUGAUGAUGAUGAUGAUGAUGAAUAUUUAGGUGGGAAUAUUUCGAAAGAAAUGACCAUGUUAUGGAAAAAAAAAAAGUCGUGUCUCGUUUUCUCCUCUGUCCCGCUUCCACGGUUCUCCAUGUGGUAUGUUUCAGGAAACUUUGUGUCUCCUCUCUGGUUGUCUUUUUUCCAGGAUGUUUUGCUCUCAUGUUUUUUAUACAACAUAAUUAAACUUAUGUUGAUUGUUCUCAAGGUUUUUUAACGUUUCUCUUUUACAAUUAAUGGAAAUAACUCCGAUGUUGUAGCUCAUUUUCAAGGAGGGACCACAAAGCUCCACUGUUUAGUGUUAUGUAAAGAGGUAAAGAGGCAAUGCGUCUUUAGCAUCAAUUCUAAGGCAAUACUGCCACCCUCUGGUUUAUUACCAUCUAUUUUUUUUUUUUUAAUUUACUUGUAUAAGGAAAACAUUUCACAUGGUUAAAUAGGUCAGUAAACGGCCUAUGUGAAAUGAGGGCAUGGUCUGUUAAAAAAAAGAAGAUGAUGAUUAUGUUCUCAUUACAAUAAUUUUACAUAUCUCUGAGCAAUAUGUACUGUCACUGUAUGAGUUAGUGAGAAUGAAAAAAUAAAUGUGGUCGAGAUGCUCGUUUUCUGUAAAGAUGAAAAAAUGAAGAAAAAAAAAAGAAGUCGAAGAGAAAAAAUAAAAAGUAAGGUGUUUUAAUGGUGCUGGGAUAUUAGGGGCAAGAUGUUAUGUUAUGUUAUUUCAGGGUUCUAGCAUUCAGAGGGCUCUACAUGGUGUGUUGAAAUCAAUAAGGAAUCAAACCACUACAGUAUCAACUGACUGUCUUCUGACCAAACAAAAGAAAACAAAA
Messenger RNA from Hemibagrus wyckioides, 2991 nucleotides. It is a transcript of the gene wasf1, whose product is annotated as WASP family member 1. Gene Ontology annotation, biological process: actin cytoskeleton organization; positive regulation of Arp2/3 complex-mediated actin nucleation. The transcript is spliced from 11 exons. The coding region runs from base 394 to 2118 and encodes 574 amino acids. Gene Ontology annotation, molecular function: protein kinase A regulatory subunit binding; actin binding; Arp2/3 complex binding. Gene Ontology annotation, cellular component: SCAR complex; lamellipodium; cytoskeleton. The record is from RefSeq and is a predicted model, not a curated record. Lineage: Eukaryota; Metazoa; Chordata; Actinopteri; Siluriformes; Bagridae.